Messenger RNA from Amphibalanus amphitrite, 1730 nucleotides. It is a transcript of the gene CycH, whose product is annotated as cyclin-H-like. Lineage: Eukaryota; Metazoa; Arthropoda; Thecostraca; Balanomorpha; Balanidae. The transcript has 3 exons. Gene Ontology annotation, cellular component: nucleus; transcription factor TFIIK complex. The record is from RefSeq and is a predicted model, not a curated record. Gene Ontology annotation, molecular function: cyclin-dependent protein serine/threonine kinase regulator activity. Gene Ontology annotation, biological process: regulation of transcription by RNA polymerase II; DNA-templated transcription; regulation of cyclin-dependent protein serine/threonine kinase activity. Bases 208 to 1155 code for a protein of 315 amino acids.
UGUAAAAUAUGCAGCGUUUGGUUGUUGAGCAGUGUCAGUGUAUGCGAUCCAAAGUUGCUGAUCUGAUGAAUGUUUAAUAGUUUUGAUUGCUUUUAUGUAUGUGAAUGCUAGAUAAUGUGUUUUCUAUUGGUGUAGGUUGCUGAGGAUUGAGGAACAUGUCAUUCUAGUUCUUUUUUAUCUGUUCAGUAGAAAGGCAGCAAAAGAAAAAUGUUUCCGACAAGCACACAGAAAAAACACUGGAUGUUUAAGGAUGAAGAAGAUAUUGCCAAUCGACGCAGAGAAACCAACCGGCGCUUCAUUGAUAAGCACGGCGCCGAAAUGUCUGAGGAAAAACGUGCAGAGUUUUUUCUCACACCCUCUGAAGAGAAAAUAGUCGCACAGUAUUAUGAGUGUCAUUUGCGCGACUUUUGCAAGGCCUUUCAGCCUCCUAUGCCGAAAGCAGUCUCUGGUACAGCAAGCCACUACUUCAAGCGUUUCUACAUGCACAACUCUGUGAUGGACUUUCACCCAAAGGGUAUAUUGGUAACCUGUGUUUACCUUUCGUGCAAGGUUGAAGAGUUUAACGUGUCCAUCGGUCAGUUUGUUGCCAAUGUUAAGGGUGACAAGGAGAAGGCGACAGACAUCAUCCUCAACAACGAGCUGACGGUGAUGCACGGCGUGCACUACCACCUGACCGUGCACACUCCCUUCCGGCCGGUGGAGGGCCUGCUCAUCGACAUCAAGACGCGCUGUCCCAGCCUGCAGAACCCCGACCGACUGAGACCCAUCAUCGACGAGUUUCUCGAGGCCGUCUUCUUCACGGACGCGGUGCUGCUGUUUGCGCCGUCGCAGGUCGCGCUGGCGGCGAUUCUGUACGCGGUCAGUCGCGUGCAGGAGAACCUGGACGCGUACGUGACGUCGGAGCUGUUGGCGUCGGCGGCGCGGCCGCAGCUGCAGGCGCUGGUCGAGGCCGUCCGAAAGAUCCGCCUGCUGGUCAAGACGGUCGAGCAGCCGCAGCGAGACGUCGUCAAACAGCUCGAGCGGAAACUGGACAAGUGCCGCAAUCAGGAGAACAACCCCGAGAGCCAGGCCUACAAGCGACGGAUGCGCGAAAUGCUAGAGGACGAUGACGACGUGCCCUCGUACAAGGUGGCCCGGGUGGACUCGGACAGCUAGCGGCCGGUGCGCGGCGGCCCAGAGGCGGCCGGACGGUGUGUGUGUCGGUGCCCGCCGCCCGGAGUGGUGCCUCCGGAGCGCAGCCGCAGACGGCGGCUCAGUCAGUCGUCUCGAGGCGCUGAACACUCGGAGAGGGCGGCUGCUGCCGGCCGCUGCUGGAGGCUCAUAGUGGGCACGGCGACAGUGGCCAAGGUGACUGGGACGCGAUGAGAACACGGCUCGAGCGCGAUGAGAGCACUGUUCGAGUGCCUAAAGGCAUCGCUGGGCAUGGGCUGAGCGAUUGUUGCCGUGUUGCGUCAGUGGUGCAGUCAAUAACCAUGCACUGUGUGCCAGGGGGACGUGUGCAGAGGCGUGCAGUGAUGAACAUUGUGAUAUCGCUUGUCAUUGGUGUGCUGGGGUCGCGCCCCUGCCGACGGCCUGGUUGUUGUGCGUCACGUACAUCGGCAUUGUCCGGGCUCCGCCAUGGAGAAGACGCGCGCGUUUUCGAAUCAGGCGUGUGUAUCACCCAUUGAUUCAAUUAUCACACGAUACUCGCAGUGUGUGUCUACCAAUACAUGGUCACAACUCGCUUAUCA